Capronia epimyces CBS 606.96 is the source of this 1446-nucleotide messenger RNA. RefSeq lists its product as uncharacterized. Gene Ontology annotation, biological process: amino acid transmembrane transport. The transcript has a single exon. Gene Ontology annotation, molecular function: amino acid transmembrane transporter activity. The record is from RefSeq and is a predicted model, not a curated record. Bases 1 to 1446 code for a protein of 481 amino acids. NCBI's taxonomy places the organism in Eukaryota, Fungi, Ascomycota, Eurotiomycetes, Chaetothyriales, Herpotrichiellaceae. Gene Ontology annotation, cellular component: vacuolar membrane.
AUGGCGGAGACGAUCAAUGAGAAGAAGGGCGAUAUCGAAGCCACCACUGUAGCUGCUCCAACAGAAGGAGACUCAAAGUACGGAAGCAUUGAUGAGGCCGAAGUCUUCGUCACCGGGGAGAAUGGGAUCAACUUUCGCACUGUCGGCUGGAUCCGAGCUUCCAUGUUCUUCUUGAAGAUGACGUUCGCGGCCGGCGUGCUUUCUAUCCCUGCGGCUCUCUACAACCUUGGAGCGGUUCCUGGAGCCAUCUUUAUCCUCUUCUGGGGCCUCCUCAACACUUACAUGGCGGUGAUCCAGGGCCAGUUCAAGCUCCAGUACCCGUCCGUGCACACGAUUGCGGACAGUGCCCAGAUUGCAGCUCUGGAGCUGGGAUUCAGCAGGAAGACGGCCUGGGUCUCGAAGGAAAUCACCGAGUUUGUCUACCUGUUCAGCUGGAUCCUCUGCGCCGGUGUUUCGACUCUGGGCUUCAGCAUCGCACUCAACGCCGUCUCCAAACAUGGAACUUGCAGCGUCACCUUCGGCUUUGUGGCGUAUAUCAUCGUGGCGUCCGUGGCCAGUAUUCGCAAGAUUCACAAUCUUGGUUGGAUCACCUGGGUUGGCUUCAUUUCCAUUGUGACGGCGGUCUUGAUCGUGGUCAUUGCCGUCACACAGCGAGAUCGGCCGGCUGCCGCUCCUCAGACGGGAGACUUCGACCUCGGUUUCUCUGCCCUUCCUCCUGCAGGGGCGACUUUCGCUACCGCAUGGUCGGCGUCGCUUGCCAUCUUCUCCUCCUCGGCCAACACUUCGGGGUUUGUGCCCGUCAUCUCAGAGAUGAGACGGCCGCAGGACUAUUUCAAGGCCGUGUACGUCUGCAUGGCGUGGAUCACUUCGUCGUACCUGGCCCUGGCGGUGACCAUGUAUGCCUACUGCGGCAAAUGGGUGGCCUCACCGGCCCUGGGCUCGGCAGGUCCAACCAUCAAGACCAUCGCAUAUGCCAUUGCGAUCCCUGGACUCAUUGCAGGCACCAUGAUCUGCAUCCACGUCGCGGGAAAGAGCGUUUUCGUCCGCAUCCUGCGCAACACUCGACACUUGACCGAGAACACCAAAACUCAUUGGGCGGUCUGGCUCUCAUGCACCUACGGAACAGGCUGCCUCGGCUGGAUUCUGUGCGAGGCCAUUCCGUUCUAUGGCAGCCUGGUCUCCCUCAUUGGAGCUUUGGGCUUUGGUUAUCUGGGGGUCUGCCUGCCCGCAAUCUUCUGGUUUGUCCUGAACAAAGACGCGCGAAAAGGCACGCCCCUUCAGCAAUUCCUAUGCUACGUCCACAUAGCAAUCUUUCUGGUUGGUGUGCUGGCCACGAUCGGCGGCACGUAUGCCAACGUGGUGAACAUCAUCGAUCAAUACAGGCAAGGCCAGGUCGGCUCGGCGUUCAGUUGCGAGGAUAAUAGCAACACCGUUGCUGGGGGGUAG